This is a messenger RNA of Geodia barretti, 1269 nucleotides long. The record is from the annotation of a GenBank genome assembly. NCBI's taxonomy places the organism in Eukaryota, Metazoa, Porifera, Demospongiae, Tetractinellida, Geodiidae.
AUGCUCGCUUCCGGACUAAUCGACAAACCAAUCUACCGCUGGUGGGUAUUCUCCGCCGUCGCGCUGGGAACACUGACCUCCGUCAUAAAUCACGGCGGCAUGUCCGUCGCCCUUCCCACUAUCGCCCAAUACUUCGAUGCCGACCUUGCCACAGUGCAAUGGGUGGUCAUCGCAGAGGGACUGACAGUAAGCGCACUCCUUCUGCCGAUGGGCAGGCUAUCAGACAUCGUAGGUCGGAAGCGGAUAUUUCUCUCCGGUCUCGUCAUCUUCAUCAUCGCCGCCGUCUUUGCCGCAACCUCCGGCAGCAUCAUCGCUCUGAUAGCCGCCAAGGCAUUGCAAGGACUCGGCGCCGCCAUGACUCAGGGCACCGGAAUGGCAAUGGUAACUUCGAUCUUCCCAGCCUCAGAGCGCGGCAAGGGCAUCGGCUCGCACGCAAGCGUCGUAGGCACGGGCGGCGUCAUGGGGCCCAUCGCCGGCGGAUUCCUCAUUACCGCCCUCGAUUGGCGUUGGCUCUUCUACAUCAAUAUCUUUAUGGGACUCGCCACAAUCAUCGUGGUCCUGUUGAUAAUAAGGGGUGAUGUAUUCCGUCAGGACUCUCGUAACCGAAGUUACGACUACGGAGGCGCCGCGCUGUCCACCGCCGUCCUGCUGACCUUCCUGCUUGCCGCCGCGCUCGGCUACACUCCGGCGCUCGUCGGCUUCGCGCUGCUCCCCAACGCCGCCAGCAGGAUAAUCAUGGGACCGCUCAGUGGACGCCUCUCUGACCGCUACGGCUGGAGGCCCUUCAACAUCAUUGGCCUUUUUCUCUCCGCAGGCGGGCUGCUAAUCCUUGCCACUCUCACCACGACAUCCUCGAUAGUUGUCGCUCUUGCGGGAAUACUGAUCCAGAGUAUCGGCUCAGGCCUCUUCCAGUCGCCCAACUCCGCAUCCAUAUUCAGCGCCGCCGACCCCGCGAGACAUGGCGUUGUGGCGGCUUUCGUGAACCUGUCCCGCAACUCCGGCAACGUAACCGGAACGGCAAUCGCCGCGUCCAUCGUCACGGCCGUCAUGCUCAGCAGCGGCUACGAAGUCAAAAUCGACGCCGUCUUGGAAGCCACCCCCGGCUCAGGCUUGCUUGAAUCAUUCAUGAGCGGGCUUAAGACAGCCUUCCUGAUAAUGGCUGGUCUGCAAGUCAUCGGAGGCAUCGUCUCCAUCUUCAAAACCGACACUCAAUCCGAGCAGCCGCCGGAAAUCGGCGAACCUCAGCCCAGCGCCGAGCGCGCACUCUGA